AUGAGAGAAAACCGGAACCGCCUGACUCAGAUCAUGCUCCUGAAAUCCCUGCUCCAGGUUUCCAUGGGAUUCCAGUGCAGCAACAUCCUGACCGCCCUCCCCAGCGCCUUCCUGGACCGGCUCCUCUCGGCCGCGCUCCUGGACGAUCCCGAAAUCCGAAUUUUCGUCCUGGAAAUCCUCAGCAGCUUCAUCGAUCGCCAUGGCAACCGCCACAAGCUCUGCCCCCAGAGCUCCAUGGGCGACAUCUCGGUGCUGAAGCUGAAGGUGGAGAAAUGUUCCCGCCAGGAUUCCGUCUUCAUGAAGAAGCACGGGGCGCAGCUGCUGCGGCUGCUGUUCGUGCUGGCCCAGCAGGGGAACAAUUCCCGCCACCAUUUCCUGGCCCUGUUCCGCCUGCUGGCCCUGCUGGGGCUGGAGCUGGCCACCGAUGACGUCAUCACCGACCUGGUGCGCCUGGCGCUCGCCCUGCAGACGCUGGCGCAGGAGGAGGCGGCGCUGCCGGGGCCGAGUCGCUGCGCGCUGCUGGCGCUGAGCGCCGCCUUCCUGGCGCUGCUGGGGCAGCUGCUCGGCAUCCCCGGCCUCCUGCAGCACGUCCAGGAGGUGAUCCAGGCCCGGCAGAAGGAGGCUCCGUUCCUGCUGCCCGAGGAGGCUUUUGGGGACGACCCCCCGUCCUGUCCCAGCCUGGAGGAGCUGGGGCCGGAAUUUUUCCUCUGGCAAAGCAAAAUCAGCGAAAUCCUGGGGAGCAGCGGCUACAGCGCCGAGAGGCUCAGCGCCCCCUACGAGCCCCAGAGCUCCGACGAGGAUCGUUUAUCCAAGAGGAAAAGCAUCGGAGAGACGAUUUCCCUGCAGGUGGAGGUGGAGUCCAGGAACAGCCCCGAGCGGGAGCAGAGAGCCCCGGCUGAGGAGAUCACCUACGAGACACUGAAAAAAGCCAUCGUGGACAGCGUGGCCGUGGAGGAGCAGGAGCGCGAGCGGCGGCGCCAGGUGGUGCAGAAAUUCCAGACGGCUCCGUUCGAGGAGAUCGCCGCCCACUGCGGGGCGCGGGCCAUGCUGCUGCAGAGCAAACUGAACCAGAUCUUCGAGAUCACCAUCCGGCCGCCUCCGAGUCCCUCCGGCACCGUCUCGGCCGCGCUGGGCCCGUCCCAAUCCCAAUCCCAAUCCCAAUCCCAAUCCCAAUCCCAGCCCCAGCCCCACUCCAUCCCGGUGUACGAGAUGAAAUUCCCGGAUCUCUGCGUCUACUGAAUCCUCGGGAAGAGCCGCUCCCGUCGGGAUCCUUCCAUCGCAAUUCCGGAAUUUUCCGGAAUCCGUCGGCGUCGCCAUCACGAUUUUUUUGGGGUUUUUUUUUUUUUUUUUUUUUGGGAUUGUCCCAGGUUUUCCUGGGAUUCCUGUUCUGUGUCUGGGGUUUUUUUUGGGGAAUAGGGAGGGGAGGAGCUCUGGGAAUGGGGAAUUCUCAGGGAAAUCUGGGAAUUCUGGCCUUGGGAAAGGUGGGAAGGGCGAUCUGGGAUGGAAAAUCCCAGAAUUCCCAACUGGAAAAUUCUGGAUGGAAAAUCCCAACUGGAAAAUCCCAGAAUUCCCAGCUGGAAAAUUCUGGAUGGAAAAUCCAAACUGGAAAAUCUUGGAUGGAAAAUCCCAACUGGAAAAUCCCAGAAUUCCCAGCUGGAAAAUUCUGGAUGGAAAAUCCCAACUGGAAAAUCCCGGAAUUCCCAGCUGGAAAAUGCCAACUGGAAAAUGUCAAAUGGAAAAAAAUCCCGGCUGAAAAAUCUUGGAAUUCCCAGCUUGGAAAAUCCUGGAUGGAAAACCCUGGAUGGAAUUUCGGAAUUCCUGGAUGGAAAAUCCCAGCUGGAAAAUCCCAGAAUUCCCAGCUGGAAAAUUCCCUCUGGGAAAAUCCUGGACAGAAAAUCCCAACUGGGAAAAUCCAGAAUUCUCAUCUGGAAAAAUCCAGAUGGAAAAUCUUGAUUGGAAAAUCCCGGAAUUCCUGAUUGGAAGAUCCCAGCUGGAGAAUCCAGGAUAGAAAAUCCCAGAUGGAAAAUCCUGGAAUUCUCAACUGGAAAAUCCUGGAUAGAAAAUCCCAACAGGAAAUUUCCAGAUGGAAUCCCAGAAUUCCCAGUUGGAAAAUCCCAACUGGAAAAUGCUAAAUGGAAAAAAUUCCCGGUUGGAAAAUCCCCACUGGGAAAAUCACAACUGGAAAAUCCUGGAAUUCCCAACUGGAAAAAUCCAGGCUGGAAAAUCCCAACUGGAAAAAAUCCUGGAAUUCUCAGAUGGAAAAUCCUGACUGAUUGGAAAAUCCCCAAAUUCCUGGCUGGAAAAUCUGAACUGGAAAAUCUCAACUGGGAAAUUCCAGAUGGAAUCCCAGAAUUCCCAGCUGGAAAAUCCUGGAUGGAAUCCCAGAAUUCCCAGCUGGAAAAUCCCAAAUGGAAAAAUCCAAGCUGGGAAAAAAUCCCAGAAUUCCCAUCUGGAAAAAAUCCAGAUGGAAAAUCCUAACUGGAAAAUUCCAGUUUGAAUCCUGGAAUUCCCAACUGGAAAAUCCCGGAUGGAAAAUCCCAGAAUUCUCAACUGGAAAAUCUUGGAAUUCCCAACUGGGAAAAAUCCUUUUUUUUUUUUUUUUUUUUUUUUUUUGGAAAAAUCCCUCAGGCUGCUCCAGAGGAACUGGGAACACCAGGAAUAUUUGGAAUAUUGGGAAUAUUGGGUUAUUCCCAAAUUUUCCAUGAUUUUUUGGAUGAAUUUCCAAAGAAAAAAAGAAGAAUUCCCAGUUUUUUUGGGAUUUUUGUGGUGGGAUCCCAAAGAAUUCCUGGGAAAAAUUUCAAGGAUUCCUGGGAUCAAACUGGGGUGGGAAAAACUUGGGAAUUCAUGGAAACAAAAUGUGGAUAUUCCCAAAAAAAUAAAAAUAUUUUUUUAAAAAAAAAUUAAAAAAGGAAAGGGAGGAAAUUUUGGGAAUUCUGGGAAGGAAACUUUGGGAAUUCUGGGAUUUCCUCCCAAAUAUUUUGGUGACAUUUUAGAUUUUGGGACGGGAAUUUCUCGGAAAAAUCCAGAAUUCUGAGUUUUUUUCCCGCUUCCCAUUCCAGGAUUUUUUAUUUUCCAUGUGGGAUCGAGUCCUGGAAUAUCCCGAAGGGUUCCCAAGGAUUUCUGGGAAUAAAAACUGGGAAAACCUCUGGAAUUCCCAAAAAAAAAAAAAAAAAAAAAAAAAAAAGCGGGAAAGGUCCUGGGAGUCCCUUCAGAGCAGCAAAAUUUGGGAAUUCUCCUCUGGAGCAGCCCCGGCCCCGCCCAUUCCUGGAUUUUCCCAAAAUUCCUGGAAUGUUCUUCCCAAAAUUCCCUCACUUUCCCCCAAAGUUCAAGUUCUUCUUCCUGAAAUUCAAUCCCUUUCCCAAAAUUCCUGGUUUUCCCCAAAAUUCCUGUCAUUUUUCCCAAAAUUCCAACGUUUUUUCCCAAAAUCCUGGCCCUUUAUCCCAAAACUUUGGCUCCUUUCUUCCCUGAAGUUCCGGGCUUUUUUUCCAAAAUUCCAUUUCCCAGAAUUGCCUCCCUUUCCCCCAAAAUUCCAGCCCUUUUUUCCCCAAAUUUCCUCCCUCUUUCCCUAAAAUUCCGACCCUUUUUCCUACAAUUCCAGCUUUUUUUUUCCCCAAAAAAUUCCGGUUAUUUUUACCAAAAUUCCAGAGUUUUCCCCUGAAAUUCCAGCCUUUUUUCCCAAAAUUCCUUCCCUUUUCUCCAAAAAUUCCCGUUAUUUUCCCAAAAUUCCAUCUCCUUCCCAAAAUUCCUUCUUAUUCUCCAAAAUUCCAACCAUUUUCCCCCCCGAAAUUCCGGCUCUUUUUCCCAAAAAUCCUGGUUCUCUCUCCCAAAAUUCCGGGUUUUCCCCAAAAUUCCAUCUUUUUUCCCAAAAUUCCGGGGCGGGUUCGGGGUUGGAAUUCCCAAUAAAAACCGACCUGAGCACCGC
Molecule: messenger RNA, 3922 nt
Organism: Oenanthe melanoleuca
Lineage: Eukaryota; Metazoa; Chordata; Aves; Passeriformes; Muscicapidae
Product: protein EFR3 homolog B-like
Exons: 13
Coding region: 1-1239 (412 amino acids)
Biological process (GO): protein localization to plasma membrane
Cellular component (GO): plasma membrane
Source: RefSeq, a predicted model, not a curated record